Molecule: messenger RNA, 6778 nt
Organism: Oryzias melastigma (Indian medaka)
Lineage: Eukaryota; Metazoa; Chordata; Actinopteri; Beloniformes; Adrianichthyidae
Product: ligand-dependent corepressor
Exons: 7
Coding region: 53-5470 (1805 amino acids)
Biological process (GO): regulation of transcription by RNA polymerase II
Cellular component (GO): nucleus
Molecular function (GO): DNA binding
Source: RefSeq, a predicted model, not a curated record
CCCAGCGCUUCCUCUUUCCGUGCUGGUGCCCGCCAGAGGAGAGCGAUAGAAAAUGGCGAGUCUUUGCGAAACGCAGCAAUGCACAAUCGACAGGCGCGGCUUUCGGCAGGAACUUGAUUCGUGGCGACACAAACUCAUUCAUUGUGUAGGUUUUGAAAACAUUCUUGAUGGUCUGAUUGGGCCAGAACUGGUAGAAGACCUAAAACUAUUUAAGGACUUUAAUCAUGUGACAUCAGAUUGGUCAUUCCAUGAAAACUGCUUGUUCUGCUGUUUGAGGAGAAAUAAAGUCAAAGAACACUUACUUGGCGUAAAUAAGAGCAGACUUAAAGGCAACCCGAAGCCACUCCUCGUUAAAGAUCAGAUCGCAAUCAGCAAACUCGAGAAACAAACAGAAGACUUUCUCAAUGCAGUUUUCCGCAAAAAAGACAUACCAAGUUUCUCAGACCCUCGCAUUCCAAUAGUGGCUGCAGAGAUUCUCCAGAUAAUGAUCAGUCAAUUUGCUGGAGAAUACACCUCAAAAACAAGCUUCCCCCAGAACAGUCACACAGACUCCAUGCCCCACCCUGACCAAAGCCCGCCUGGCCAGCCCUUACACUCAGGGGCCCCGCCUCCCACCAGCCCUGCUGCUUUAGCCGCUGAGACGGCGCUCAACCAGAACCCUGUCCUAACCAAGCUCCUCAUGGCUGACCAGGACGCUCCUCUCGACCUCACCGUCAAGAAACCCCCAGCAGAGUCCAGUGAACAAGAUGGAGUGCUUGACCUGUCGAUAAAAAAGAAACACUAUAGCAGCAACCGGCCUGUCCACAGUCCUCUUCUGUCACCAGCUCUAUCUAUGCUAAAAAGUGAGUCUCAAGACUUUCAAGUGACGAAAGAUCUACAGUCUACCUCCACUCUGAGAAAGUUCAUGGCCAAACUCUGUCUGCACCAUCAACGGCAGAUAGUGGACGCCAUUGGUUUUCUUCAGAUGGAAGUCAAAGCCCAUUCGUCCACCAAUGCACAGAAAGACUCUAACAAAACCUCAGGCUCCAAUGGAACUGCUUCUUCCACUGUUAUGCCUGAAAAGUCAUCCCCUGAGGUAAAGUUACCCAAUGAAUCUACUCCCAAAGCAGAAGUCCAUUCUUUACCAAGUAGCUAUGCAACAAACAAGAUUCCAGAGAAAGCCUUGUCCCUUAAAACAUCACUAACUGCCAGCCCUGUAUCGGGGAGUAACCAACCUCUGGGGACUCCCAUUACAAAUUCAGCAGAUGGAGAGCAAAGCAGCCCCAGUGAUCAUGCACCUCUUAAAAUGAAAAUAAUGACCAAAAAUGCUGCAGGCAAGAAAGUCUCGUGUGUUCUCAAUGCCAGCAUGUCUUCUCAAUCCGAUGCCAUGGAAGAGAACAAGUGCAGCUUGAAUUCAUCCAGUAGAGCAGAGACUCAAAGUGCCAGACUCAGUUCCUCUGUGAGAAGACACAAUCAGACGAGUUUAACACAUCAAGUUAAGCACAGAGAGGAUCUCGGACAUGCCAAAAAAACGCAAGCGAACUUAAUUUCAGUUCACAUGACCAUUCCCUCAGAUUCUGCUAGGACUGCCAGGAAGACUAUCAGGACAUCAGCCGAACAUCAGUCCAGAGACUGCACAGCAGUGGUUGACCCAGAUUUGGGCCACUGUGAUAUUGUUUUUAUUGACAAGCCAAUUACAGAGUGUUUUAAGGAAAAGCGACGUGGCCUUGUCCCUCGUCGGAAUGCCAGAAAAAGCACCAGAGGACACAUGUAUUCAGAUGAGAUCUGGGAGUUAAAAACGGUUCGGACAUUGGCCGGCAGGGGAAACUGUCCUAAUCCAAUGCCAGAGUUGAUCACUUUAGUCACUCCAAAACAAAUCCUGUCUAAACCUGAAGGUGUACCCCAUGUAAAUAUGCUUUUUGGGGGAACAUGUAGGGAAACGCUGGAUCAACAAACGCCCUCUGCAGAGUCCAAUGAGAGCAUACUACCAGAACCAGGAGAUGGUGUGGUGGCCACAGCUAGUAAAGUAGACAACGUAGUAGUUGAACCUAGUCAGACAGAUCAGUGUCAAACCAAGGUGCCCUCUGGUCCGUCUUCUCCUGUAAAGAGCCCAGUAGAGAACAAAGAAACGGAUCUGAACGCAGAUAUAGAGCAGGAAGCAAAUGUCGAUUCAGACACAGCAGAUGGAAGUAACGGUAUCGGUCAGCCUCCAAUUGAAGUCGCAAAAGAAACAUUGGCAGAACCUGAAAAAGUCAUAGAUCAAAUUUCUGAGCAAACAGCAGCAGAAACAGGAGUGGAACCAUUAGAGAAGGUUAUCACAGAUGCCACUGAGCCCCAAAAAUCAGAUGAACAAGAAAAGACAAAGUCUAUCCUUCAUCAGAAUAGUGAUCCAUCAGCACCAAUUCAAGUUGAGGAAAACAUAGAAAAAGGUAAAGAAGAGAACACGGAAGAUAGCCAGUCUCAGAAACUUGAACCCGAGGCACAAGUACAGCAGGACAACACUGAAGAGACAGAAAAAGUAUCUGUGCCAAAUGCAGUAGAGCAGGAGAUUAAAGAAAAAGAAAUUACAGCACCAGAAAAAAAUGAUGGUGAUCUACCCUUAGAGAUUAAAGAUAAGGAGGAGAACCAUGAUGUAUCUUUAAAGACACUUGAUUCUCUUCUGAAAGAGUUACCACCUUGGCGUAGGAAAAAGACUUCCAAAAUCCAUCAGUUGCCACAAUCAGAAUCCAAUGUAGUGGGUUAUGUUAAUGGCCGGCCUGUAUCAUCUUCUGACAGAAGCCUACGGCACCGAGCACUUAGCAACCCCACCUCACCUUCUAAAAGUCCUGUAAAGUCUGGGCAGAAUGUGCUCAACAAUAGUUUGGUUAACUCUAAACUUGAAUCGGAUGUGGAGAAAAAGAAAGGAGAUGAAAGUUCACCUGAAUCUUCUCCAAUUGUAACAUCUUUAAAGGGAACUAUUGCAACUCAGCAAGUUACAGAUUCAUCUUCAGAUACAUCAUCAACUAAAGUAUCUCCACCUUCUUUAAGAAGUAAAAAAAAUAAUAGACAAAAGACUAUACAGAGAGAAAACGACAUCUUACCUGUUCUUCCUGUUCAGCCUGCUGAUCUAGGUCUGAGUGUCGAGUCAAAACGUCAGCUUAGAUCGUCCAGCCAAAAGCAAAGCGGAACUUCAGCACCACACAUCAGUUCAAGUGUUGUCUCAACCAUUCCUCCCUCAAAACUUUCUACUCUAAUUCUACCACCUGCAGACCAGCUUCCUCCUUUGGUCCUUCCCGAUUCACUUCCUGUUACUAAACCUUCUUUAGGUCGUCCAUCUAAGCCCCCAACCUCUGAAGAAUCCCAACAAAACAUAGUCCCAGAAUGUCCUAAAACAGAUGUUAGUGCACAACCAAUAGAAGUAACCCCAGAAGAGACACAAAAGAAAGAACUAGCAAAAGGAUUCGAGACCAAACACAAGUUGAGAUCUGCAAAAGUCGUUGAGGAGUGCCGGAAGGAGGAGGAAGAGGAGAAAAAUCAACUUGAUAGUCAAAAACCAAAUUCUGUAGAAAAUCCAAGCUCCGUAAAAAGUGAAGUUCAAACGCAGUCGAUGCCAUUAAGAAGUAGACGUAGUUUGCAAAAGGAUUUGGAGGGAAAUGACACUUUGAUUCAAAAGACAAAUCCAGAAUUGAUAGAGGACAUAUCUGUAAGUGGAGAGGACACCUCGAAUAGACCCAGAAGAAUGCCGCUGAGGAGUGAGUCCAUAAAACCCGAAAUGUCCCCUCAGUUUGUUUCCCAGUCACAACCAGCAAACAGCAAAAAAUCCAGCUUAAGGUCACAAAGGUCGCUGGCACUUCCCACCAGUGCUCUUACUGAUACUGCAAGACAAAUCAACCUAUCCAACCCUGUUAAGACAAAUAAAUCUCAGGUUAAGUCUCUUUCAGGUUCUGUUACGACUAUGCCCCACAGCUCACCCUUUUUUGCCCCAAAGCACGAGCCCCCUAAACAAAUGCCCAAUAAGUUCUUUGAAGUGCUGACUGGAGAAGGUGGUCAACAGCUCGUUUCAAAUUUGAACCUCAAGUAUGACAAAAUGCAGAAAGGUUGGGUGCAACUGGAUAAAGAGGGCCAGCCUGCAGUCAAGUACAAAAACAAGGCAGACAGGCAGGCAGCUAUAUGGAGAAGUAAACGUAGGACACGCAAACCAAAGUCUUUGGAACAGCAGAAAUACUCACCAGUCCAAAUGCUAUUUAUGAAAGGUUUUAACCUCUCCAGCAUCUGCCGCUGGUUCCUGGAGUCAACCGAAACAAAAUCUCUUGUCAUUGUCAAGAAGGUCAAUACACGUCUUCCGUCAGAAACUCAGCUGUGUUUCCACAGCUCGUCCAGCGCGUCGGGAACCUCGCAAGGGGUGUUUCCGAGCAUACAGGCAGAACGCCUCAAGAAACAUUUGAAAAAGUUCGCCAUUGCUUCUCCCGUAAAGAGCAAUGCAAAGAGCAAGAAGCUCAUUGCCAAAGCACUGGAGCAAGUGGUGAAUGCAGUCAAAGGGAAAGAGAGAGCCGAACCCACCAGCAAUACUCAGACUCUAGAAAAGCCAUGCACCUCCACCAAAGCUCAUGCACAAAUCCCAGAUUCUCAGAAAUCAUCUGGAAAAUCUAAGAAUCCAGCUAGUGCCCGAAUCUUGAGGAAGUACUCAAACAUCCGAGAGAAGAUGCAGGUUCAGCAGUCCACCGUUAGACUAAAGGAGACCUCAAAAAUGUUACAGAGUAAAAAGAUGAAAACUUUGGCUGCUACAAAGUCUGCUGCCAAGUCAAAUUUAAAGCCAUCCAUGAAGGGGAAGAAGUUAGUUGGACCAGGUAUUAAGCAAGUGAAAGAGUCAAAGCUGGAUAAAAGGAAAAUAUUGGCUAAAACCCAAUCAGCAAAGCCUUCACUUCAACAGAAAGCAGUCAAAGCUCAGGCCAGUAGUAAAGUUACAAAAGAUGCAACUAAGAAAGAGCUGCCAAAGAGAGUUUCUCAACGGCUCGGGCUUUCUAAAGAACCUGAGCCCAGUCCUGGGGACACAUCAAAAAACAAGGUCAGCAGUAAGAAAAGCGAAGCAGACAAGGCAGAAGUGGAAAAAUGUUCACCAAAUAAAGUCAACUCGGUUAAAAUCCAAGCAAAAGAAUGCCCUCAGAGCGCUGCUGAAGUCAAAGGCAUGGAAAAUGGUGACAACACGUUGCAGCAGAACGCAGAUGUGAAGGCUCAAGCCUCUCCUGACCAGGUACUCACUAGAUCCCAGAGAAAAAUGGAAGCAGCUGCUCCUCCAAGCCCCAGUAUUCCUUCAAAGAAAGCCACAAAGUCCACGGUUUUAAAAACAAUACCCCCCAAAGCCAUCAAGAAAGCAGAAGAACCCGCCCUCACAAGAAGUGGUGCUUCAACCAGAAGUCAAGCUGCCUUGCUGCUACCUAGUGCAACUAAAGCGGGAACCAAAAGACCUCAGGAGCCUUCGGUGAACCCCGCGAAGCGCACCAGGACAAAAUAAGGAGAUGACUCACCUCUAGUUCAUCUGGAGUGUACUAAGAAGGACCAAAUACAUGUGUGUGGUUAUGGCGUGAAUUCCCUUCUCAGUAGGUGCGGCUAUCUUCAUUUGAGAUUGAAUUGCUUUGCGCCACGGCAGUCCUGGACCUGGUUGGAGAUGACAAACUGCUGUUUCAGCUCAUUUUCAAAGUUGGCAAAGCAAACGUCAGGGGUUUGGUGCUGUUGUUCACAAAUUUAAUUUAGCCUUUCUUUUAUUUGCUCUCUUGUACAUAGCAGUUGUUUUAGACAGAAGUGCGUUCUGGUUUGCUGUUGUGAAAGCUUGACAGGAGGGAGCUUUGAGUUUACUUAUUGCAAAUUGGCAGUUUGUAUCUCCAGCCUGUUUUUCCAAACAUGUUGUGAAUAUAUGAAUGAUGUGACCAGGUGCCUUAUUUAUGAAAUGUAAUGUAAACAAAAUGUGAAAUGCCUCUCCUGUUUCGAUAGGCAGUUUCUGUUCCUUGCAGUCCGUUCUUCACCUGCUAAUUCUAAUCUCCCUAUAGCAUUAAGAUUUUCUGACCAUACUGCACCUGACUAGUUUUAAUGUCCUCUUUCCCUCAACAUAAACCUUAUAAGCACAUAAGUUGAUCUAAAUUGUUCGGAGGAACAGGUUCAGGACACUUCAUCAUCUGUUUUAGUGUUGUUUUGGAUGUACUCCUGCUUUAGCUGUUGAAUAUUUUACCUGCAUUAGCAUUAUUUCUUUAAAUGGACACAUUUAAUGCCUAAGCUUGAAAGCGUGACUUGGAGAAAUUUGGCUCAUAAAUCUCUGCAAGAACUUUUUGCACGUUACAAAACUAAUUUUAAAUCUCCUCAGCUGUUAUCCCCAGGUGACAAUUCCUCCUGUUUAUUCACAAACUGGUUCUGGAAUUUUAUGUCGCAGUUUUGUUAUUUUACUGUCACGGUCAGGCCAGUUUUCACAAUGUGACGUCUGUUUACUUCUAUGUAAUGUCAAGGAAAAAAAAGUACCAUAUUAGUACAGUGUUAUGUUAUUUUAUUUUUAAUUGUGGUAAUUUCCUUUAAGAGAGUUAGCUAUUCAUUCACAACCGUUCCCCCCGUUUUUAUUGUUAUUUAAAAAAACAUGUAGGCAUUGGCAGAUCUAGAACCUCCCAUGGAAUAUCAGACUUGAACAUGUUUAUUCUUUACACUUGCUAUUUAAAGAUUUUGAUUGUAUAUAUUAGAAAGAAAUACCUGCUUUAUUUGUGGUAAACCCAAGAAUAAUGCAUCUUUAUCUUUACAAGUUGUAUUUUUCUGGAUUUGAUAAAAAUAUGUUUGCAUUUCA